CUUAUAAAGAAUGUGUUCUUAUCCUUGGUCAAUUGGUAAGGGUAAUAUAAAUUGUGCGUGAUUAUUUAUUGCUAGAUUGUUUCAGCCGAUGGAUCUGUCUCCUCGAAGUUGUCAAACAUAGAUCAUGACCAUCUUGAAAAAUGAAAAUUCAUUUUAAUAUUGAACGAUAAAGUCAAAAAAAGAAAAUAAAAAGAGGGACAAGAAAGAGUUGGUUUUGAAUCUCUUGCGUUAAGGGUAGGAAAACGUAGGAAGCAAAUUCAGAAAAUGGGUACUCAAGAAGAUGAUAUAUUGAUCUUGGAAGAGGGUCUUUUACAGGAAAAUGAUGAACAAUACACUGGAGAUGGUUCGGUUGAUCUCAAAGGGCAUCCUGUUCUGAAAAGCAGAACUGGAAAUUGGAGAGCCUGCCCAUUUAUUCUUGGCACAGAAUGCUGUGAGCGUCUUGCUUACUAUGGUAUUGCAACUAAUCUUGUCAGUUAUCUGACUAGUAAACUGCAUGAAGGAAAUGUGUCUGCUGCAAGGAAUGUUACUACCUGGUCAGGAACUUGCUACCUAACACCACUUAUUGGCGCUGUCUUAGCUGAUGCAUACUGGGGAAGAUAUUGGACGAUUGCUGUAUUUUCCAGUAUAUACUUCAUUGGAAUGUGUACCUUGACUUUAUCUGCAUCAGUUGCCGCAUUCAAGCCUCCUGAAUGUGUAGAUUCAUAUUGCCCUUCAGCGACUUCCGCACAGUAUGGAGUAUUCUUUUUGGGCCUCUAUCUAAUUGCGUUGGGAACUGGAGGGAUUAAACCGUGUGUAUCAUCUUUUGGCGCUGAUCAGUUUGAUGAUACAGAUCCUAAUGAGAGAGUGAAGAAGGGAUCCUUUUUCAAUUGGUUCUAUUUCUCUAUAAAUAUUGGUGCCUUAGUAUCAAGUACACUCAUUGUUUGGAUGCAAGAAAAUGCUGGAUGGGGAAUAGGAUUUGGCAUUCCUGCUUUAUUCAUGGGAAUCGCUAUUGCAAGCUUCUUUUCUGGAACUCCCCUGUAUAGGUUUCAAAAACCUGGGGGUAGCCCGUUAACGAGAAUGUGCCAAGUUAUAGUUGCCUCGUGCCGUAAGUGGACAUUGGAGGUACCGCAAGAUGGUACUCUUUUAUAUGAGACUCAAGACAAACAUUCAGCUAUUGAAGGAAGUCGAAAGCUGGAGCAUACAGACGAAUUAAAGUGCUUAGAUAAAGCAGCAGUGGUGUCGGAUACUGAUAUGAGAAAUGGUGAUUUUUCCAACCCAUGGGUAUUGUGCACCGUAACACAGGUGGAAGAAUUGAAAAUCUUGAUCCGAAUGUUCCCAAUAUGGGCAACGGGAAUUGUGUUUGCCGCUGUUUAUGCUCAAAUGUCAACAAUGUUUGUCGAGCAAGGAAUGGUCAUGGACCGAAAAAUCGGAUCGUUCACCGUCCCAGCAGCCACAUUAUCCACUUUUGAUGUCGUGAGUGUUAUAUUCUGGGUCCCAAUCUAUGACAGCAUCCUUGUUCCUAUCGCUAGGAAGUUUACAGGUCAAGAGCGAGGAUUUUCAGAACUUCAGAGAAUGGGUAUUGGCCUCUUUAUCUCCAUCCUUUCUAUGGUAGCUGCCGCUGUUGUAGAAAUCCGACGUUUGCAAAUAGCUAAAGAACUCGAUUUAGUCGAUAAAAAUGUUGCGGUCCCUAUUAAUAUCUUUUGGCAAGUACCCCAAUACUUCUUGGUGGGUGCUGCGGAGGUGUUUACCUUUGUUGGGCAAUUGGAGUUUUUCUACGAUCAGUCACCCGAUGCUAUGAGAAGUUUGUGUAGUGCACUUUCUCUCCUAACGACUUCACUUGGGAAUUACUUGAGCUCGUUGAUUCUGACGAUUGUGACAGCUGUUACAACUGCCGGAGGGAACCCGGGAUGGAUACCGGAUAAUCUGAACGAGGGUCAUCUCGAUAAUUUCUUUUGGCUCUUGGCUGGACUGAGUUUCCUGAACAUGGUAGUGUACAUUUUCUGUUCUUUGAAGUACAAACAGAAGAAGGCUUCGUAAGGAACCUGCUGCUCGUGGUGCUAGUUAAGCGUAUGAGUCCAAGUGUACAACAUUGAAUUUCCGAUGGUUCAGCCGAAUAUGAAGUUCUGUAUCAUAGCAGUAUAAGAUAGGAUCCUGUUAUUUGGUUAUACUGUUUCAAAGCAAAUCAAAGUACGUGUCGUUUCUUACACGAUUAAUUUUCUUGUUUUAGUUUCUGCAAUGUAAAGUUCAAGCAUAGUUCCGGUUGUUGUU
Molecule: messenger RNA, 2247 nt
Organism: Amaranthus tricolor (Joseph's coat)
Lineage: Eukaryota; Viridiplantae; Streptophyta; Magnoliopsida; Caryophyllales; Amaranthaceae
Product: protein NRT1/ PTR FAMILY 8.3-like
Exons: 5
Coding region: 265-2016 (583 amino acids)
Biological process (GO): transmembrane transport; oligopeptide transport
Cellular component (GO): plant-type vacuole membrane
Molecular function (GO): transmembrane transporter activity
Source: RefSeq, a predicted model, not a curated record